This is a messenger RNA of Oikopleura dioica, 1098 nucleotides long. NCBI's taxonomy places the organism in Eukaryota, Metazoa, Chordata, Appendicularia, Copelata, Oikopleuridae. The record is from the annotation of a GenBank genome assembly.
AUGGGAAUAAAAGGGUUGAUGAAACUGAUCGGCGAUGAGGCUCCCUCCUGCGUAAAAGAAGGCGAAAUGAAGAAUUAUUUCGGGAGGAAAAUUGCCGUCGAUGCUUCUAUGUGUUUGUAUCAAUUUCUGAUUGCGGUGCGUCAAGACGGUGCUCAACUGACGAAUGAAGCUGGAGAGAUUACUUCUCAUUUGAGCGGAAUGUUCUACCGAACGGUUAGGAUGAUCGAGAACGGGCUCAAGCCAGUGUACGUUUUCGACGGCAAGCCACCUGAGAUGAAGUCGCACGAAUUGAAGAAACGAGCGGAAGGCCGCGAAAAAGCAAAGGACGAGCUCGAAGAGGCAAAAGAAACUGGAACUGCGCAAGAAAUCGAUAAGCAGGAGAGGCGACUCGUGAAAGUUACAAAAGAUCACGUCAGGGACGCGAAGAAGGUGCUAGAACUCUUGGGAGUUCCUUACGUCGAGGCACUCUCAAAUCUUAUUGAACACUCUUCAAUCCUUUCAAAAGAUUCCUUGUGCUUCAAGACCCCCGUUCUUCUCCGACGAUUGACGAUGCCCGAAUCUCGAAAGCUGCCUGUUCAAGAGCUCCACUACGAAAAGAUCAUGUCGGUUCUUGGACUAACUCACGCUCAAUUCGUCGAUCUCUGCAUCCUCAUGGGCUGCGACUACGUGCCAAACAUCAAGGGCAUUGGUCCGAAGAAAGCGUUCGAGCUCAUCAAAAAACACGACAACAUUGAGACGAUCCUCCAAAACAUUGAUUUGGAAAAGUACAAGGUUGUCGACGACUGGCAGUACAAGGAUGCCAGGCGAUUGUUCGUCGAGCCUGAAGUGUACAAGAAUAUCGACCCACCGAAGUGGAAAUCGCCCGAUAUCGAAGGAAUGAUCGAAUUCAUGUGCGUAAAGAAUGGAUUCAACGAAGAGCGAAUUCGCAGCGGUCUCAAACGACUUGAAAAGUCCAAAGGGAAAAUCAACCAGGGACGAAUGGACGACUUUUUCAAAAUCUCCAAAGUCGUCUCCACCUCCAAACCGACCCCAAAGAAAGACGCGAAACGAAAAGCUGGAAAGCAAAAAGGCAACACAGCCAAGAAGCUCAAGCGUUAA